Myotis daubentonii (Daubenton's bat) is the source of this 4853-nucleotide messenger RNA. RefSeq names its product SRY-box transcription factor 4 (gene SOX4). The record is from RefSeq and is a predicted model, not a curated record. Gene Ontology annotation, biological process: brain development; camera-type eye morphogenesis; negative regulation of transcription by RNA polymerase II. Gene Ontology annotation, cellular component: nucleus. Gene Ontology annotation, molecular function: DNA-binding transcription activator activity, RNA polymerase II-specific; RNA polymerase II cis-regulatory region sequence-specific DNA binding. NCBI's taxonomy places the organism in Eukaryota, Metazoa, Chordata, Mammalia, Chiroptera, Vespertilionidae.
GAGGCGGAAUUGGGGUCUGCUCUAAGCUGCAGCAAGAGAAACAGUGUGUGAGGGGAAGAGGCCGGAUUCGCUCCAGGGUCUCUAGUUCUUGCACGCUCUUUAAGAGUCUGCACUGGAGGAACUCUACCAUUACCAGCUCCCUUCUUGCAGAAGGGAGGGGAAAACAUACAUUUAUUCAUGCCAGUCUGUUGCAUGAAGGCUUUUUGGCUUCCUACCUUGCAACAAAAUAAUUACACAAACUCCUUAGUGCCGAUUCCGCCCACAGAGUCCUGGAGCCAGUCUCUUUUGCUUUGCAUUGUAAGAAAGGCACUAAGUGAUACAGACGAUGUCGCUUUCCUGAGCUCCCGAGAGCGCUAGUGAACUGGAAUCAACUGCUUCAGGGGAAGAGAGAAAAAAAAAAAGACUUGCCUGGGAGGCGGCGAGAAACUUGCCUUGGAAGCUUCAGCAACCAGCCUUCAAGAAACUCCUCUCCACUUUAGCACGGUCUCCAGACUCGGAGCCAAGAGACAGAGCAAACUGCGGCGCGGUGAGAGAGAGAAAGAGGGAGGGAGAGACUCACCAGCCUGGGAACUAUAACUCCUCUGCAAGAGGCGCAGGACUCCUUCCCCUCCGCUUUGGGAGACUUUCCUCUCGCCCACCUUCCGCCCCGACCGGGAGUGGAGGGGCCCGCUCGGCCGCCGCGAGCGUCCUCCCGCUCGGCGUGCGCUCGGCCGGGAGGGCCCGGCGAUCGUGCUGCCGCCGCCGCGAGGCUGUGAGCGCGCGUGGGCGCUCGCCGAGCCGGGGCCAUGGUGCAGCAGACGAACAACGCCGAGAACACGGAAGCGCUGCUGGCCGGCGAGAGCUCGGACUCGGGCGCCGGCCUCGAGCUGGGCAUCGCCUCGUCCCCCACGCCCGGCUCCACCGCUUCCACGGGCGGCAAGGCCGACGACCCGAGCUGGUGCAAGACGCCCAGCGGGCACAUCAAGCGGCCCAUGAACGCCUUCAUGGUGUGGUCGCAGAUCGAGAGGCGCAAGAUCAUGGAACAGUCGCCCGACAUGCACAACGCCGAGAUCUCCAAGCGGCUGGGCAAACGCUGGAAGCUGCUCAAAGACACCGACAAGAUUCCUUUCAUUCGGGAGGCGGAGCGGCUGCGCCUCAAGCACAUGGCUGACUACCCCGACUACAAGUACCGGCCCAGGAAGAAGGUGAAGUCCGGCAACGCCAACGCCAGCUCCUCGGCCGCCGCCGCCUCCAAGCCGGGGGAGAAGGGCGAUAAGGUCGGUGGCAGCGGCGGGGGCGGCCACGGGGGCGGCGGCGGGAGCAGCAGCAGCAGCGCGGGGGGCGGAGGCGGCGGCGCGAGCGGCGGCGGCGCCAACUCCAAACCGGCGCAGAAAAAGAGCUGUGGCUCCAAGGUGGCGGGCGGCGGGGGCAGCAAGCCGCACGCCAAGCUCAUCCUGACGGGCGGCGGCGGCGGCGGGAAAGCGGCGGCCGCCUCCUCCUUCGCCGCGGAGCAGGCGGGGGCUGCCGCCCUGCUGCCCCUGGGCGCCGCGGCCGCCGACCACCACUCGCUGUACAAGGCGCGGACUCCCGGCGCCGCGGCCUCUGCGGCGGCCUCGGCCCCCGCCUCGCUCGCCGCCGCGGGCAAGCCCCCGGCCGAGAAGAAGGUGAAGCGGGUCUACCUGUUCGGCGGUCUGAGCGCGGCGGCGGCGUCGCCCGCGGGCGUGGGCGCGGCCGCCGAUCCCAGCGACCCCCUGGGCCUGUACGAGGAGGGGGGCCCGGGCUGCCCGCCCGACGGGCCGAGCCUCAGCGGCCGCAGCAGCGCCGCCUCGUCGCCCGCCGCCGGCCGCUCGCCCGCCGAUCACCGCGGCUACGCCAGCCUGCGCGCCGCCUCGCCCGCGCCGUCCAGCGCGCCCUCGCACGCGUCCUCGUCGGCCUCGUCCCACUCCUCGUCGGCCUCCUCCGCGGGCUCCUCGGCCUCCGACGACGAGUUCGAGGACGACCUGCUCGACCUGAACCCCAGCUCAAACUUUGAGAGCAUGUCCCUGGGCAGUUUCAGCUCGUCGUCGGCGCUGGACCGGGACCUGGACUUCACCCUGGAGCCGGGCUCGGGAUCGCACUUCGAGUUCCCGGACUACUGCACGCCCGAGGUCAGCGAGAUGAUCUCGGGGGACUGGCUCGAGUCCAGCAUCUCCAACCUGGUCUUCACCUACUAACGGCGCGCGCUGGAGAGGUGGGCCGGGGUGACCGAGGGAGAAAAGGUGGACAGGGAGAGUAGAAAGAAGAAAAGUGGAGGGAAAACAGAAAAAGGAAAAAAAAGAAGAAAAACAAAGAAGAAGAAUUAGAAGUGAUGAGCGCGGCCGGUUUGCCCGCCUCGGGGUCGCCGAAGAGGAGCGCGCACGGCGAUUGGGGACCCACGCUCCCAUCCCCCACCCCUCCGGGGACGCGGUGGAGCCGAGGGAGACGGGCCACCUUUUAUUGUUGUUGUUGAUGUUGUUGUGAUGGCAAAAAAAAAAAAGCUCCUUUGAAUGUCCUCCCCUUUGCGUGAAGAGACACCCCCAUCCCAUUCCCCCCCCCGUCCCCCCCCCCCCCCCGGGCUUCCGGACUCGUCUGCGCCUCUGAGAAGCCGAGUUGGGAAUUGUCUGGAGACUGGAGGAAUCUCGCCCCUCUCUCUUCGCCCCGUUAGUGAUUUUAUUUUUUGUCGUUUUGUUUCUUGAUCAAGAGAGGAGUGGGGGGGAGGGGGGAAUAAAAAUAUCCAGCGCGCCUCUGGGGACUUUGUCCUUAGCACUCCGCGCCCCCCCCCCAACCCCCACUUUUCCUGAAGAAGACAAGGCGGGGAGGCGAGUUUGACCGAUGGCAGAUGUUUGGGGGCCGCGCUGGCUCCAGAGCCAGGACUGAGACUCCAUGCUGGCCAAUGCCCGUCUUUUUUCCUCUUUUUUUUUUUUUUUUUGCCCCCCUUGCUCCUGCAGCCGGAGGAGAUGGGGAGUGACCGGCGCUCGGACAUGACCCGAGAACCUGGUUGGAAGAAGCAGGGGCGGGGGCGACCAGGACAAGAACUGGAAAGGGGCGCGUAACAAACUGAGACGGAUUUGCACGUUGGGGAGAAGGCGGCGGCGGCUCCGGGGGCCCCCGCCUUCCACGUGGAUGAAACCAGCGAGGGGACCUCCCGCGCCCGCGGGAGGAGAGGCGACUGUUGGCUGCGGUCCCGGGCAGUGGAGGGCGAGUGGUUUCGGGGGGGAAAAAGGUUUUUUUCUUCUCUUAAUUGGAAUCGUGAUGGUGUUGGAUUAUUUCACUGGUGGGGUUACUAUAGCAUGUUCUCCUGUCUAUCUUUUAAAGAUUUCUGUAUGAGACUGUUGAGCAGUUUUUGAAAUAGUGUAGGAUAAUAUAAAAAGCAGAUAGAUGGCGCUCUGUUUGAUUCCUACAACAAAAUUAUCACCAGCUUUUUUUCAUUCUUAACUGUUUAAAGGAUUCAAACGCAACUCAAAUCUGUGCUGGACUUUUAAAAAAUACAAUUCAGGACCAAAUUUUUUCUCAGUGUGUAUGUGUUUAUUCCUUCUAGGUGUAAAUGAGAAGACGUGUUUUUUUUUUCCCCUCACCGAUGCUCCAUCCUCGUAUUUCUUUUUCUUGUAAAUGUAAUCAGAUGCCAUUUUAUAUGUGGACGUAUUUAUACUGGCCAAACAUUUUUUUUUCUUAUUUUUGUCCCUUUUUUUUUCUUUCUUAUUUUACUUAUUCCUUCCUUUUUCUAUUUUUUUUCUUUUGUUCUUUCUUUUUUUCCUUUUUUUUCUUUUUUGUAGUUGUUGUUACCCACGCCAUUUUACGUCUCCUUCACUGAAGGGCUAGAGUUUUAACUUUUAAUUUUUUAUAUUUAAAUGUAGACUUUUGACACUUUUAAAAAACAAAAAAAGACAAGAGAGAUGAAAACGUUUGAUUAUUUUCUCAGUGUAUUUUUGUAAAAAAUAUAUAAAGGGGGUGUUAAUCGGUGUAAAUCGCUGUUUGGAUUUCCUGAUUUUAUAAUAGGGCGGCUGGUUAAUAUCUCACAGUUUUAAAAAAAUCAGCCCCUAAUUUCUCCAUGUUUACACUUCAAUCUGCAGGCUUCUUAAAGUGACAGUAUCCCUUAACCUGCCACCAGUAUUCACCCCUCCACCCCAGUCUUAUGAAAAGGGGAGGAGAAUUAGCCAAACACUGUAUGCUUUUAAGAAAAACACAUUUUUUUAAACAGAAUACUGUUCUGUGCAAAGGCUUUAAAACUGGUGCAUUUACAGCAAAAAGGGAUCCUGUAGCUUUAAUUUGUAAACCACAUCUUUUUUGCACUUUUUUUAUAAGCAAAAACGUGCCGUUUAAACCACUGGAUCUAUCUAAAUGCCGAUUUGAGUUCGCGACACUAUGUACUGCGUUUUUCAUUCUUGUAUUUGACUAUUUAAUCCUUUCUACUUGUCGCUAAAUAUAAUUGUUUUAGUCUUAUGGCAUGAUGAUAGCAUAUGUGUUCAGGUUUAUAGCUGUUGUGUUUAAAGAUUGAAAAAAGUGGAAAACAUCUUUGUACAUUUAAGUCUGUAUUAUAAUAAGCAAAAAGAUUGUGUGUAUGUAUGUUUAAUAUAACAUGACAGGCACUAGGACGUCUGCCUUUUAAGGCAGUUCCGUUAAGGGUUUUUGUUUUUAAACUUUUUUUUUUUUUUUUUUUGCCAUCCAUCCUGUGCAAUAUGCCGUGUAGAAUAUUUGUCUUAAAAUUUUAAGGCCACGAAAACAAUGUUUGGGGGGAAAGAAAAAAACCAUGCCAGCUAAUCAUGUCAAGUUCACUGCCUGUCAGAUUGUUGAUAUAUACCUUCUGUAAAUAACUUUUUUUGAGAAGGAAAUAAAAUCAGCUGGAACUGAACCCUAAA